AAACAAAAAUGGAGGUGGACACGAACUGACAACUGACAUGCGUUGCGAUCAGUGUCGCUUUGCCAUCGCAUCGCACGCGUCGACAUAAUUUUCAAAUUUUUUUGUUGGUCGACAUGGAACGUCUGAUUUCUGAAGUGAAGAAAAGGAAUGUAUUGUGGAACAGAGCGCAUCCCCGUCAUAAGGAACGUGGAAUGAUUGAAAGAGAAUGGGAUGCAGUAGCAAAAAAUACAGGAUUAUCAAGUAUAGAAUGUAGAAAAAAAUGGCGGAACUUGCGGGACCAAUUUGCGAAGGAGUACAAAAAAAUACCGAAACGCGAAUAUGAAGAUUCUCAGGAAUUAUCCGACUUAUAUGGUGGAAAAUGGCAGUUUUUUCACUCUUUAGUGUUCUUGAAGGACAACUUAGGACAAAGUUCUACCGAGGGAAAUCAACCUAUUCUUGACAUUAGUGAAAAUUCGCAAAUGGCUCCAAUAGACACUAAAAGUUUUUUGUCAGAUGAUACAGUUCACGUUACCCAAGAAAUUUCAAACGACAUUUCUUCAAAUACAACGCGAUAUACUUCGACAAAGCAUUUUCGUCCAAAAAGGAGAAGAGUACUCAACAAUAAUAAUGACAGAAUUGUAGUAGAAACUAGACUAUUGGAAAUUGAGAGGAGAAUGCUCGAAAUGUUACAGACCCAAGAUGAUGAGAAUUUACUGUUUCUAAAGUCUCUACAUCCUUAUAUGAAGAGACUCGAUCCUUUGCAACAACUGAAUGUGAGGACUAAAUUCCAACAAAUUUUAACAGACGAAAUUUCAAAUGGUUUCUCAAAUGUUCAUUGAAGGUAAUUGAGGACAUGUGUGGUUAUGAAAUAAAUUAUUUAUGUAUACCUACCUAUACAGGAGUUUGAAGAUUUUUUUGUCAAUUAGUAUAUGAGAUUCUUCCAGAUCUGAUGCAAAUUAUCAAGUGAGCGUACUGUAUUUGACACUAUUUAAAGUUAUGCACUACGUU
This is a messenger RNA of Coccinella septempunctata (seven-spotted ladybird), 987 nucleotides long. RefSeq lists its product as uncharacterized. NCBI's taxonomy places the organism in Eukaryota, Metazoa, Arthropoda, Insecta, Coleoptera, Coccinellidae. Bases 114 to 818 code for a protein of 234 amino acids. Gene Ontology annotation, biological process: regulation of transcription by RNA polymerase II. The transcript has 2 exons. The record is from RefSeq and is a predicted model, not a curated record. Gene Ontology annotation, cellular component: nucleus; transcription regulator complex. Gene Ontology annotation, molecular function: DNA binding.